Molecule: messenger RNA, 549 nt
Organism: Exophiala bonariae
Lineage: Eukaryota; Fungi; Ascomycota; Eurotiomycetes; Chaetothyriales; Herpotrichiellaceae
Exons: 2
Coding region: 1-549 (182 amino acids)
Source: RefSeq, a predicted model, not a curated record
AUGGCCUCACCCCAAGCAAAACGGCCACCACCACCACCAACCCACGUCCUCGAGACGGCACUUCAGGUGCGUGACGUCGCUGCGUCGACCAAGUUCUACAAGGAAACACUGGGUGUGGAGCCCAGUCUGGACACGCCACGCAUGUCUGUCUUCCCACUCGGCCAAACCACACUCCUCCUAUUCCAGCUUGGCGGCACCGCGUCCGACAGCAUCUUGCCGGACAACCGAGGCGUGAUUCCUGGCCACGGGCCCAGCGAGGACAUCCUGACUCUCCUCCAACCGGAGAAAACAACCACAGGCCAGCAGCCAAACACCACAGACACAAACCCAGACACAGACACACACUCGCAUCUCAAACAGCACUUCUGCCUGGCGGUGCCAAGCGUCGAGGACGUGCAUGCCUGGGAGGCGUGGUUCGCGGACUGUGGCUCGGGCGUGCGCGUGACGGCGACGGUCGACUGGCCCAAGGGCGGGCGGAGCGUGUAUUUCGCCGAUCUCGACGGGAAUGUCGGCGAGAUUGGGAGUCGUGGGAUAUGGGAUCAUUACUAG